CAGCAACGAUACACAGGUUUGAUUGUUUUCUUGCGGCUCCUGGAGUGCAUCACGCAAUGUAGUGGAGUCGACUGGCGAUAUUUUGUGUAAAAUUUGGUGUAAACUAGUAGCCCACCUCGAACCCGAUCGAUCUCAAAAUGGGCAACAAUGGCAAUCUGUCCAAGGCGGAACUGUUCAUACAGAAUCUGAAUGCCAACAAUGCGAAAAAGCUUGCCUUUGCUAUGGUGCUAGGGUUCGUCGUGUAUCACGCCUUUCUUCAUAUGCGCUAUGGAUCGGAUUCGUGCAAGUGGCUGCUCAGUGCUGGCCGGUUCAAAGGGGACAAGGAAUGGCAACCGUACGGGUGCAUGCUGCACAAGUAUACUGAAACUGACACACGAAAAUGCCUACGGUAUCUAGCGUUUUGGGGCAAUCAGAACCAUUUCGUGCUCAUUGGCGACGAGCGGCUUCGAUCUCUGUCGCUAGAAUUCAUCGACUAUCUCCGAUCGAGCGAAACGGAAAACAACUCCAAGCAGUCCUCGAACACGAAACACACGGAGAACGUUCAAUUUACCGACUACAAGCUACGCCUUCGGGUGGAGUACAUUUACGCCAACGAGGUAUCGAAAAGCUUGAUCGAUGAGUUCAUCAAAUGGGAACAUGAGGAGGAUCCGCCGAGCUUGAUCAUUGCCAGCUGCACCUAUCCCAGCUUCCAGCGCGGCAACGUCACGGAAGACAUACAGAAAGCGUAUGAAAAGAACCUAACGCGUCUGGUGUCGCCGAUCGAUCGGUUGUAUGCGAAGAAAACGAAAAUUAUCUGGAAACUGCAAGAUCCCGUCGAUCAGGAAAGUUCCCCGGAGGAGUGGAAACAUGUGCGCAACGAGGAUGUGGAUCGCAUCAAUCAAGCGGCAAGCAAUAUAUUGCUCUACUCGGAAGCGAAAAUCUGGUCUUCGUCGAACAUGAUCGCUUCCGGGUUGGUGGAUGAGUUUGCUGAUGGGCAGAAGCUUAGCACGCUGACGCUAAAGCACGAUGUACAGAUUUUGCUGAAUAUGUACUGUAACGAUUACAUGAACUAUAACGAUGGAACGUGCUGCAGCAGCGCGGAACCGUACACGAUCAUACAGGUUACAACGUACGCCUUUUUAGCCGUUUGCGCAAGCAUUGCGACCGCCAUGUACGUGCGGAAGUGGAUCGUUAAGUGGCGCGGCAUACAUACUUACAUGCCGCUUAACCAGCCCACCGCCACCGACACACAGUCGCCACUGGCGGCCCUUGCCUCACUCGCAGUGAUCAUGACCUAUUUCUACCUUUGCGACCGAACCAACUUUUUCAUGAAGGAAAACAAAUACUACUCCGAGUUUAGCUUCUGGAUUCCGGUCGGGUAUGUGUUUGCGCUCGGGCUGUUCUUUACCGAGGACAGCAAGCUCACGAAAGUGCUGCACCGCGAUCAAACGGACGAGCUGAAGGGCUGGAUGCAGAUAGUGAUUCUUAUUUACUACAUGACCGGAGCGUCCCACAUUCUACCGAUCUACAUGCACAUCAAGGUGCUGAUCAGUGGCUUUUUGUUUCUGUCCGGUUACGCACACUUCACCUACUGGUGGCAAACCGGAAAUGCCGGGUUGGUACGGUUUCUGAACGUCAUGUUCCGGGUGAACUUUCUCACCGUCAUCCUGUGCCUGUGCAUGAACCGACCGUACCAGUUCUAUUUCUUCGUGCCGCUACUCUCGUUCUGGUACAGCAUCAUGUACUUGAUGCUCUCGCUGCCGCCCCGUAUUACCGCCCAAAUAGCGGAAGCAAAUCCGUACCAGUAUCUGUACGUGGUGGUGAAGUUCAUCACGAUGCUGGCGACCGUAACGGUGCUCUACAUGAGCGAAGUGUUCUUCGAGCGCAUCUUCGUUACCCGACCGUGGAAGGCACUGUUCGUCACGACGGACGACGAUAUCCACGAGUGGUGGUACCGCUGGAAGCUGGAUCGGUACACAAUCACGUACGGGAUGAUUUUUGCGGCCAUCUUCCAAAUAUCGCAACGGUAUGCCGUGGUGGACGAUAACAACCAUGGCAAUUUGUUCUCGAAGCGAAUCUCGCUGACGUCUACGCUGGCGGCCAUCACCGGCAUCGGGUGCUACAUGACGUGGACCUUUUUCUGCCGCAAUCGGCAAGACUGUGAGGAGGUGCACUCGUACGUGGUGUUCAUACCGAUCGUGGGAUACAUUCUGCUGCGCAACAUUUCCGGCAUUCUACGGACCCGGUACUCGACGUUUUUUGCCUGGUUUGGCAAGAUUUCGCUAGAGCUGUUUCUGUGCCAGUACCACAUCUGGCUGGCGGCCGAUCGGAACGGUGUUCUGGUCCUGUUGCCCGGCUUUCCGACGCUUAACGUGCUGAUCACGUCCUUCAUCUUCGUGUGUGUAUCGCACGAGAUUCAUCGCGUGACGAGCGUGCUGCUGCCGUACGCGGUACCGAACGACUGGAAGCUCGCCCUCAGGAAUAUUGUGUUCUUUGUGAUCCUGCUCAUACCGCUGGGCCGAUAUGACGGAAUGUUUUGAAAUGGGCGAACGAUAUUUUUAGAGAACAAAGCCACCCUGCCGCAGCGCACACCAAACGAUUAACAACACUACUAGCGUAGUUAGCUGUCUAGAGGUAAAGUAAAAUAAAAUUAAACGCUUGAUGCAACGCUUAUGAUA
This is a messenger RNA of Anopheles stephensi (Asian malaria mosquito), 2657 nucleotides long. Its product is annotated as N-acetylneuraminate 9-O-acetyltransferase. The transcript has 4 exons. Lineage: Eukaryota; Metazoa; Arthropoda; Insecta; Diptera; Culicidae. The record is from RefSeq and is a predicted model, not a curated record. The coding region runs from base 138 to 2519 and encodes 793 amino acids.